Molecule: messenger RNA, 7248 nt
Organism: Hypanus sabinus (Atlantic stingray)
Lineage: Eukaryota; Metazoa; Chordata; Chondrichthyes; Myliobatiformes; Dasyatidae
Exons: 10
Coding region: 2337-3377 (346 amino acids)
Source: RefSeq, a predicted model, not a curated record
GGAGUGGCAUUGCCAAUCAGGAAUAUUAUCUCAGCAGUAGAAAAGGAGCAUGUCAAUGAGGGAUUGUCUACUGGGUCAUUGCGGCUGGAAGUCAAUCAGGAAAGGGGCAAUAACUCUACUGGGUAUUUUUAUAGACCCCCAAUGGUAAUAGAGACAUUGAGGAGCAGAUAGGGAGGCAGAUUCUGGAACAGUGCGAUAGUAAUAGGGUUGUUGUGAUGGGUGAUUUUAACUUUCCUGAUAUUAACUGGCUUCUCCUUAGAGCAAGAGGAUGGGGUGGAGCUUGUUAGGUGUGUUCAGGAAGGGUUCUUGACGCAAUAUAUAGAUAAACCAACUGGAGGAGAGGCUGUACUUGAUCUGUUAUUGGGAAAUUAACCUGGUCAGGUGUCAGAUCUCUCAGUGGGAGAGCAUUUUGGAGGUAGUGAUCACAACCCUAUCUCCUUUAUCAUAGUGCUGGAGGGGAUAGGAUCAGACAAUUUGGGAAAACAUUUAAUUGCGGUAGGGGGACUAUGAAGCUAUUCGGCAGGGAUUUGCAGAAAUAAAUUGGGAGCAGAUGUUCUCGGAAAUGCGUGGCAGAAAUGUGGCAAAUGUUCAGGGAACAUUUACAUGGCAUUCUGCAUGGGUAUGUUCCAUUGAGGCAGGGAAAGGAUGGUAGGAUGAAAGAACCAUGAUGUACAAAGGAUGUAGAAGAUCUAGUAAAGAAGAAGAGAAAAGUCAAAAGAGGUAACAGUGAUAUUUAAUGAAUACAUUGCUUCAGUAUUCAUCAGGAUAAAGACCUUGGCAAUUGUGGGGAUGACUUACAGCAGUCUGAAAGGCUUGAGCAUAUAAACAUUAAGAAAGAGGAUGUACUGGAGCAUUUGAAAAGCAUGAAGUUAGAUAAGUCACCGGGACUGAAUGAGAAACACCCCAGGCUACUAUGGGAAGAGAGGGAGGAGAUUGCUAAGCCUCUGGCAUUGAUCUUUGUGUCAUCAAUAGGGACAGGAGACGUACUGGAGGUUGAAGGGUUGCGAAUGUUGUUGCCUUGCUCAACAAGAGAGUAGAGAUUACCCAGGAAAUUAUAGACCAGUGAGCCUUACUUCUGUGGUAGACAAGUUGUUGGAGAAGAUGCUGAGAAGCAGGAUUUAUGAGCAUUUGGAGAGACAUAAUUUGAUUAGGGAUAGUCAGCAUAGCUUUAUCAAGGGCAGGUCGUGCCUUAUGAACCUGAUUGAGUUGAGGAUGUAAGAUAAAACUUUGAUAAAGGUAAAGCAGUGGAUAUAGUGCAUAUGGAUUCCAGCAAGGCAUUUUAUAUGAUUUCCCAUGCAAGGCUUAUUCAGAAAGUAAAGAGGCAUGGGAUCCAAGGAGACCUCACUUUGUCGAUCCAGAAAUGGCUUGUCCACAGAAGACAAAGGGUGGUUGUAGAGGUUGAGUAAACUUGGCCUUUUCUCCUUGGAGUGAUGGAGGAUGAGAGAUGACUUGAUAGAGGUGUAUAAGAUGAUGAGAGGAAUUGAUCAUGUGGAUAGUCAGAGGCUUUUUCCGAGGCCUGAAAUAGCUAUUAUGACAGGGCAUAGUUUUAAGGUGCUUGGAAUUAGGCACAAGGGGGAUGUCAGGGGUAAAUUCUUAGAUAGAGAUUGGUGGGUGAGUGGAACCCACUGCUGACGACAGUGGUGGAAGCGGAUACAAUUGGGCCUUUUAAGAGACUCUUAGAUAGGUACAUGGAGCUUAGAAAAAUGGAGGGGUAUGUGCUAAGGAAAUUCUGGGCAGUUUCUAGAGUUGGUUACAUGGUUGGCAUAACGUUGUUGGCUGAAGGGCCUGUAAUAUGCUGUAGAUUUUUAUGGUUCUAUAUUAUUGACUCUACUGGUAUUUCAGGUGGCAAGAAAUAUGACUAAAGGCAUCACUAAUUACAUCUUUACUGAAAUAAAUUGGGGUCAACUGUCACCGCAAACAUUAAAGAAGUAAGCAGAGGUGGCUGAUUCGAAGGAUGGGCCGUGCGGGUGCAUUGCAGAGCCAAGGGGCAACGUGUUCGAGACAGGGUCACAGACAGAGUUUGUAUCACUGUUGCUGUUGGAGUGAACGAUUUGGAGAGGAGUCAGUGCCCGUUCACCAAACCCGGGUGCAGGUUUGGAUCGCUCCAAGUGCUGAGCUGAUUUGGCAGCACAGUAGCUGGUGCCCGUGGUUCAUCCAUUUUACUGGAUCCCGGUGUCAAAGUUAAUCCCGAGAAGAAUGAAAUUCUUUGGUCGUUCACCUCCAGCCACAAAAGUCCUCUCACCAUUUUGCAUUACAUCCCAAGUUUCCAGAAGUGGGCAGAACCCAGUGAACAGUUCAACUCCCGGCUACAGUUUAUUCAGUUCAAUGGCUCUCUGAUGGUGAACAGAUUACAAGCCGGUGAUCAAGGAGAUUACAGCUUCACGAUGGAUAGCCGACUGUUGAAAGUAAUAAGCGUGCUCGUCUUUGAGAAGCUGUCCAAACUAUCCAUCCGGAACAAUGGCAGCUCUCUGCAUUCCACCAUCCAGCUCAACUGUACUGUUGACGGAGAUUCUCUGAGCUACCAAUGGCGGAAAGACGGAAGGGAGCUUUCCCAGGAUCAGUUGCUGGACGGUAACAAAAGCCUUGUUAUCCCGAGCGCUUCCAGAAGUGACUGUGGAACUUACACCUGUGAUGUCACCAACCCCGUCAGCUCUGUCCAGGCAAACUACUCGCUAACUAUUCACGGUCUUCCUCUGGUGGAGACUAGCAUUGUGGUCACAUCAAUUAUCGGAAUAGUAUUCUCCGUUGUGUCAUUUUUUGGUCUGCUGCUCCUGUGUUUCUUUAGGAGGGAAAAGGAAAGUGGUUCACUGAGGCAGCUCAAAUACUUGUUUUUGCUCCUAUUUAUCUGUAACACACUGUCUCUUCUUGUUAUUUCCAUUGCCCUCGGUUCCUGGAUUGCAAUAAAAGGAGCUGCCUCUGCAUCUGUGGUUACCCUGUUCAUUGUGGUUGCCCUGCUGCCUUUGAAUGUGUGCCUGACCAUCACCAUUUGGAAUCAGGGCUGCCAGUGUAUCAGAAAGUUCUUAGACUGCACAGGUUUACGCGCUUCGAUUGACUUCUGUGGCGUCAUGAGUUCCGUCAUUGUGAUCGCCAUUUCCAUCGUCAUCCUCAUUGAGGAGAUUCAGCAAAGCAAUCAAGGCUGUCAUGUGUCAUAUCUAACCUGGAGCACGGUGGCCCCAUUGAUCAUAGUUGCUGCGAUAAUCUUCUUUUCAUUUUUAAUAGUAUGGAAGAGAGGUAGCAGUUCAAGCAGUGAAUCAAACAAUGAAGGAACACCACAGGACCCUACGCUCUCUGGUUUCCUGAACAGGCAUGAAGAGAUUGUUACAAUACAUUGCGGAGAGGAACCCAGCAUGUUAAGCUUCAUUGGUGGAACUGGAUAAAAACACAAUUUAUUUCCAGCAUCUGCAGAUUCACUCGUGUUGGUGGAACUGGUGAUAUUUUGGGUUAUUUGACAGCACUGCCCCGCCAGAGCCAAGAUACUUGAAAUUAGAUGUGCACAUUAUUUUGCAUCUCCUUCUCCAUGGAUUGUCACCUUGUCGUGGUGGAGAAGCUUGUGUGGUCCUGAGAUCCCGAGAGCGAUGCCGUCUGGAGCUAUGCUCCUGGUAGGGUCACCCAUGGCGGUAAGGUCAAGUGUGAGGUCCCUGACAAAGAGCAAUCCAACCAAGACCUCAAUGGUGGAACAGGUGGGCGAAGCUACUUUGAACUCAACGGCUGUGAAGACGGAUGAAGGCUACAAUUAAUCCAUCAGCUCCAGUCGUCAUGGUUUCCACGCCAUUGGAAUCAGUUGGUUAAUUUGUGAAGUAUUGUGUGCUUCUUGCAGUGCAACAUCAAGCACACAUUAAACAAAUACACGCACAGGCGUCUUCGCUCAUCAUCCUUGACCUCGAGGGAUAGCCACGACGAUAAUGACGAUCUCCUGCACAUUUACAGCUGAGAAUACUUACUGCAGCUAUGGUUAGUGUGACACUAUUGCAGUGGCAGUGAAUCGGGUUCAAUUCCCAUCACUAAGGUGCCUGUACAGACUCCCCAUGAUGCAUGGGUUUCCUCCAGUGCUUUCGUUUCUCCCCACUUCCCAAGGAUACUUGGGUUGGUAGGAUAAUUGAUCCCAUGAAGGUAUACGGCUCAUUGGGAAGAUGGCAGGCUCUUUGCACCAUUAAGAACUUUACGUACUGCAGGUCUAUCCCAUUAGUGAGCUGCUCAUCAGUGAAGCAGCUGGCCCUGGUGCAGUUCGUGUCACUGCCUGCUACAGGAAGCAUUCAGAGUUGGUGUGCAAAAGACAUUGGCAGUCUAGUAGUGAAGGAUUGUCUUAGGUGAUUCUUUUGCAGUCACAAAAUUGGUUACAUAAAUUGCUGCAAGCCUGCUUUCCUUGUGCAUUGGUGGGGGUGGAGGUGGGCUUGGGUGGAGGGAGAUGUGUACUAUAUAUGCCUUGAACUGUAUAUUGCUGUCCGUACUGUUUGUUGCAACUUGGCCCCAGAAGAAAGCUGUUUCAUUUGGGUACUCAGGUAUGGUUGAAUAAUAAACUUGAAGUUGAAUAUUAAGAGCCUCUUACUGUGCUUUUCCCUAACAUUGUACAUUGAUGUAUCUAAUAUGAAUUAUUUUAUUUUAGAGUGUGUCUGCUAUCAUGAGUCAAAGCAUCACAGUAUUACUAAGUAAGAACAGCUGAGGUUAACUGGAAUUUAGAUAAUGUUAUGUUUUACACUAUUGUUAUCAAUGCCAAAUGUGAGAUGUUAUUUUUGGUCAGUCAUUUAUGUUUACCAAUACACAAAUGUUUUCCUGCUAGAAGUUUUAAUUACUAUCCUGCCAAAAGUUUGGGACAUCUGCAAUCCUGGUGGUGUCAGAACCUCUUCCGUGAAUGGGAAUUUUAUUUGAAAACUGAAGUGGGAGAGAAGCAGAUAUUCAGUGCAAAAAAAGGUAAUUAAGAUAAGGAAAUCGUGAUUGGAUCAUAAAGACAAGAGAAAACAGUAAACAAUUCUGAUAUGUCUGUCCUUGGUCUCUUCCACUACCAUGAUGAGGCCUAACUCAGGAUGGAGAAGCAACACAUUCAGUCUAGGUAACCUCCAGUCUGAUGGCACGAACAUCGAUUCCUCCAUCGUUCAGUCAUUGCUCCCCCCAACCUUCACUCUUUUUCCAUUCCCCAUUCUGAUUACCCUCUCAGCCCCAACUCCACACCUGUCAAUCACCUCCCCCUGGUUCUCCUCCUCCUUUCCCCUCUCCAUGGUCCACCCAUCACUUCUCACCUUCUCUCUUUGUUCACGCUCCCCCACCCACCUUCUCUCUCACCUAAUCAACUGCCAGCUCGUACUCCAUUCACUCCUCACUGGAGGAGAAGCACAUUCAUAACACUGAAUUCCAUUAAAUUUCUCCCACCACUUUGCCAGAAAAUUCCAAGCCAAUAAUUGUUCCCACAUCAAAACUAGCUUUGUGGAACACUCCACUAGACAUACCUGAUGUCAAUGGUUCAAUGGUUCCAUUUAAUAUCAGAGAAUGUGUACAGUAUACAACCUUAAAUUCUUUCUCUUCGCAGACGUCCACAAAAUGGCAGGAAAAAAAUGCAAAAAAUGAAACGACAGAAAAUCGUUACAGCCCAAAUCCCCCAUUUCCUCUUCCCACACACAAGCAGCAGCAAAGCAUCAACCAUCCCCUGAAAUAAAAGCAGAGAUUUGUAAAAUCUCCCAACUUAUUCUGAAGUCAGUCAGAAUUAUAUUCAAGCCACAUUGGGUCAUAUUUUACUGAUGAUGUGUUGAACAGGUUUUUGAAUGUUUGAACACCCCCGAUUGGUUCCUCCACUUCUAUACAAACAAAAUUAAGUGUCAUUAAGUCAGUUGAUAGAGCUGGGUUACAUCGUGACUCAACUACAUUACCCCUCAGUAAGGCUUAUCAACACUUCUGCUUUCUAAUUCACCUCUCCAGACUCCCAUGCCUACUUUAUAUCCUCUUGUCACACUCCUGUGCCUAGAAACACAGUCAAUCUAGGUAUAAUAUGCCAGCUUGUGUAUUUAUAUUUAUUGUGUGUUUUUAUUAUUGUGUUCUGUACCUUAUUGAUUUUUGUGCUGUAUUGGAUCUGGAGUAACAAUAAUUCUGUUCGCCUUAACAUUUCUGUAUUGGAAAUGACAAAACAGUCUUGAAUCUUGAAAUAUUUACACACACACACACCACCCCCACUGGUUGACCCCUCUCCCACUCCUCCAUCUGUCCAUCUCACACACACACACACACACACACACCCCUACCUGGAGGAACUCAGCAGGUCAGGCAACAUCUAUGGAAAGGAAUAAAGAGCAGAUACUUUUGGCUGAGACCCUUCAUCAGGACUCGAAAGAAAUAAGGGUGAAUCUAGAAUAAGAGGAGGAGAAGGAGUACAAGGUGAUAGGUAAAGCCAGGUUUGGGGGAGGAACAUGGCUGUGUGGAGAAGGGCAGGGUGUGAAGUGAAAAGCUGGGAGGUGAUAGGGGGAAAAGGUCAAGGGCUGAAGAAAAAAGGAUCUGAUAGGAGAGGAGAGUGGACAACUGGAGGAAGGGAAGGAAGAAGAGCAGAGAGAAGUGAUGGUCAGGUGUGAAGAGAAACUGUGAGAGGGAAGCCAAGAUGGGAAUGGAAGAUGAGACAAGGUGGAGGGGGGAAAUUACCAGGAAUUUGAGAAAUCAGUGUUCAUGCUGUCAGGUUGAAAGCUAUGCAGUCAGAAUAUGAAGUGUUGUUCCUCCAAACUCAGAGGCAGUGGUGGCCCUCUAACCCCAGGACAGGCAGCCUCUGGGCUUCUGACCUCUAGGCCAUGGUCCCAGAGUUGCACACAUUGGGCCUUUGGCCUCCAAACUUGCUGAGCUCAGAGUCUAUAAUCAUUGUACCUCACGACUGUGUAUUCUGCUCUGGUUCCCUCCCACAUUCCGAAAGUGGGUUGAAAUCAAACAUCAAGAGCCCUUUUGUCGGGCAGAAUUUUGUUGGCCCUCCAGCACAGCGAGAUGUCUGUGGAGGGAAUGCUGCAGAAGUGUGUAUUGACGGAUGCAGUGUAACUCAGCACAGACACUGAGCAGAGGCUCCAUGGGGAAAGAUUCUGCUGCCACCAGACAUUGAGGUGCUGAGUCCUGUGUAGCAGCUGUUCAUACACUUGAAGAGUGUUUUAUGUGACGUCUGUGAACAGUGGAUUUUGGAGAAAGCUGUGCCCUUGUUAUGAAGUGUAUUUUUCUAAAAGUUCUAAGUGCAGUAGUAAUUUUAUUAUACUUUAUUUUAAUAAUUUCUAAAUAAAACGCUUCACAUGUCAA